GUGUGACGUCAUCACACCGCGCCGCGGCCCGGUGUCUUCAAGGUCGCUUUGAAGAGCGGCCGCGCGCGUAAGUGACCGGCCCCGGGUUCGGACGCGCACCGUGUCUCUUUGGCUAGCUCGCCGGCGACAUGACGGGGUACACGCCGGAUGAGAAGCUGCGGCUGCAGCAGCUGCGGGAGCUGAGGAGGCGGUGGCUGAAGGACCAGGAGCUGAGCCCCCGGGAGCCCGUGUUGCCGCCGCGCAGGUCUUGGCCCCUGGAGGAAUUCUGGAAUAACUUUCUGCGGGACAGGGCCCCGUGGAAGAACGUGGUCUUUAAGGCAUACCGGUCCAGUCUCUUCGCUGUUUCUCAUGUGCUUAUACCUCUCUGGUUUAUUCACUAUUAUGUCAAAUAUCACGUAGCAAAAACACCGUAUGCCAUCGUUGACUCGAAGCCCAGAAUAUUCCCAGGUGAUACAAUUCUGGAGACUGGAGAAGUAAUUCCACCAAUGAAAGAUUUUCCUGAUCAACAUCAUUAAAGAGCACUUAAAAACUGAAAGACUUGUGUAACAGCUAAAGCCUCUUCCUAUAGUGCUGUAUUUACUGAAUCUGUUCCCUGGAAAAGUAACCAAUAAAGCUUUUUCUUGGA
Messenger RNA from Peromyscus eremicus (cactus mouse), 625 nucleotides. RefSeq names its product NADH:ubiquinone oxidoreductase subunit B6 (gene Ndufb6). Gene Ontology annotation, biological process: mitochondrial electron transport, NADH to ubiquinone; mitochondrial ATP synthesis coupled electron transport. The record is from RefSeq and is a predicted model, not a curated record. Lineage: Eukaryota; Metazoa; Chordata; Mammalia; Rodentia; Cricetidae. The transcript is spliced from 4 exons. The coding region runs from base 129 to 515 and encodes 128 amino acids.